Messenger RNA from Theobroma cacao (cacao), 1856 nucleotides. NCBI's taxonomy places the organism in Eukaryota, Viridiplantae, Streptophyta, Magnoliopsida, Malvales, Malvaceae. The record is from RefSeq and is a predicted model, not a curated record.
UUGCACGUAAAAAAAAUUUAAAGAGUUGUAAGGUGGGGAGAAAGGAGUUGCAAAAAAAUGAGGAUGGGAGAGAUGUGGUCUCAUGUAGGCUCGACCAUGGGAAGUUUGAUGUUCAUUUACGCCCUGUUUAAACAGUUCUUCCCUUAUCACCUUCAAGACUAUAUUGAAAAACAUUUCAAAAAACUUGUGAGUUUUGCAUAUCCUUAUGUUGAAAUCACCUUUGAUGAAUUCACUGGGGAACGCAUGAAGCGUAGUGAAGCCUACUCUGCCAUAGAAACUUAUCUAAGUGGCAAGUCCUCUGCCUCUGCUAAGCGGCUUAAGGCUGAUGUUGUCAAAGAUAGCCAGUCUGUAGUCCUUAGCAUGGAUUUUAAUGAGGAAGUCACUGAUGAGUUUCAAGGGGUCAAGGUUUGGUGGGCUGCAAGGAAAACUCCUCACAAAACUCAGCGAAUUUCAUGGUUUCCUGCUGAUGAUGAAAAGAAGUUUUACAAGCUCACAGUCCACAAAAGCUACAGAGAACUCAUCACGGAGUCUUAUGUUAGUCAUGUGUUAAAAAAAGGAAAGGCAAUUGCAACGAAGAACCGGCAGCGAAAACUCUAUUCAAACAAUCCUAGUCAUAAUUGGUACGGAUACAAAAGGACCAAGUGGAGCAAUGUGGUGUUUGAGCACCCUGCAACAUUUGAUACUUUGGCAAUGGAGGCAAAAAAGAAAGAGGAAAUCAAGAACGAUCUUAUCAAGUUCAGCAAGGGGAAAGAUUACUAUGCUAGUAUUGGAAAGGCCUGGAAGCGUGGAUAUCUCCUUUAUGGUCCUCCAGGAACUGGCAAAUCAUCCAUGAUUGUUGCAAUGGCAAAUCUUCUAGAUUAUGAUGUUUACGAUCUUGAACUUACUGCAGUCAAGGAUAACUCAGAGUUGAGAAGGCUUUUGAUUGAUACCUCGAGCAAGUCAAUUGUAGUGAUCGAGGAUAUUGAUUGCUCCCUUGAUCUUACUGGCCAAAGAGAAAAAAAGAAGAAGGCGAAAGACAAGGAUGAUGAAGGGAUGGAUCCGAUUGCAAAUAUGGUAAAUGAAGAAGAGAAAAAAGAGAGUAAGGUUACUUUAUCAGGGCUUUUGAAUUGUAUUGAUGGGCUUUGGUCAGCUUGUGGAGGUGAAAGAAUCAUCGUUUUUACUACUAACUAUGUGGAAAAGCUUGAUCCAGCUCUAAUAAGGAGAGGAAGAAUGGACGUGCACAUUGAAAUGUCCUAUUGUUGCUUUGAUGCAUUCAAAGUGUUAGCAAAGAAUUAUUUGAAAAUUGAAUCUCAUCCAUUGUUUGAAGAAAUAGAAAGAUUGUUAGGAGAAACGAAAAUGGCUCCCGCAGAUGUCGCAGAAAAUUUGAUGCCAAAGUCAGAUUAUGAAAAGGAGGAGACUUGUUUUGAGAGACUGAUUGAAGCUCUUAAGACUACGAAGGAGGAAGCAAUUAAGAAGGCUGAUGAAGAAGCUCAUGCAAAGGAGGAGAAAGAAGAAAAAGAGAAGCAGCAAUCUGAGAAAGAUGAGAAUGAGAAGGAGAAAUCUGCUGAUGAUGCCAAGAAGUGAAAGAGAAUGGUAUGGCAGAAAAAAAAGUGAAAGAGAAUGGUGUCAUCCAUUAAUAAAGAAGUGAAAAAGAAUGGUAUGGCAGCAAAAGAAGUGAAAGAGAAUGGUGUCAUCCGUUAAUAGAAGAAGUGCAUCUCUUUGUGCAUAUGUAACUACUAGUAAAUUAGGAUCGCAUGGAUAUCUAUUGUAUUGCAUUGGGUAUUGGUGUUUGUAUUGCUAUUUGUUGUAUUUGGUAGUGUUGUAUAAUGUAAUGAAUUUGAUUGUAAAAUAAGAACUCUUGGAUUGAUUUGUUCAUA